UAUAGUCAGCUGUGCGUUUAACGCAAUGCUAGCUGGCUGCGUCAUUUUAGCCCACUGAGACCCAACCCGUCUCAUGACAGUUGCUUUUUACGCACAUUACUGUACGAACGUCCUCAAAUGUUCGUUGACAUAAAUGAAAGCGUUAGUACCAAUAUUGUCAACUGUUUCGUCUCUUAAGGCGUUAGCAUUAGCUUGAUGUGGCUAAGAUAGGUAUUUGGUUUCACAGGUUAUCUAGCUGUUUUUUUAAAGACUUUUUUUUUUUUUUUUCCUUGUGAAAAUAUGCGUGUUCAGGAAUGCAUCAUAUCUGCUCCAGGAAAGGCAAUUCUUCACGGAGAGCACGCAGUUGUACACGGAAAGGUUGCACUUGCUGUGAGUUUGAAUCUGAGAACAUACUUGAAGUUGAAAGCCACCCACACCGGUAAAGUUUGCAUCAACCUCCCAAACAUUGACACCUUCCUCUGCUGGGAUGCGGCCGAGUUGAAGGAGAUUAUACCGUUUUCAUGCGGACAGCACGAGGAGGUAAAACGUCUAGAUACUGAACGUGUGAAGAGGUUACGUGAAUUUGUUGGGGUAGCAAAUGGAAACUUGGAUGCAAGUGACAUGGCCACCUUGGCGUUCCUCUACAUCUACCUCGCCCUGUUUGGAUCAGGCGAGCUGCCAAGCUUGACACUGUCCGUGUGGUCAGAGCUGCCGACUGGUGCGGGACUGGGUUCGAGUGCAGCCUACUCUGUGUGUUUAGCAGCAGCUCUGCUUUGUGCAAGUGGCGCCAUGCCCGCUCCUCUCAAAGAGGGGGACCACACUGCCAGGUGGUGUCAGGAGGACCUGGAGCUGAUCAACAGCUGGGCCUUCCAAGGCGAGAUGGUCAUCCAUGGUAAUCCUUCUGGAGUAGACAACGCUGUAGGGACAUGGGGAGGCAUGCUGAGGUUCUUGGCCGGGACGAUAAUACCACUGAGCAGGGUGCCAUUAUUAAGAAUCCUCCUCACUAACACUAAAGUGCCACGUAGCACAAAGGUACUUGUUGCCAAGGUGAAGGACAAAAUUAACAAGUUUCCCACUAUUUUGACCUCUGUGCUCGAAUCAGUUGAUGCCGUUUCCUGCACUUGUGAGAAAGUCCUCUUCGAGAUGACCUGUGAGCCCAUCACAGGAGAGCACUACAAUGUUUUAGAGGAGCUCAUUGAUAUCAACCAACAUCUUUUGAAUAUAAUGGGGGUGGGACACCCUGCCCUGGACACCUUGUGUCGGGUCACGCUCGCCAGGGGUCUCCACAGCAAGCUAACAGGCGCAGGGGGAGGGGGCUGUGGCAUCACUCUUCUAAGACCAGAAACGGACUCUGUCGUAAUCCAGAGUACAAUUCAGGACUUGAAAGACUGCGACUUUGACUGCUGGGAAACAAGUAUUGGCGGGCCUGGUGUCCAAGUGCAUUCCCCCUUCUCUGUAAAGGAGAAUAUUUUAGAGAUCUUAAACCGUUACUGAGAUGUCACCGUGACCAUGGAUGUGCAGGUGAAUUUAUUAGAGCUUCACAAGGCUUGAGCUAUGGUCAACCGCUGCAGUGAACCGAGGAACAUUUUCCCACUGAGCAAAAGUGGACUGAAUGUGUAUUUUGCAUCUCAUUGACUCAUAAUCGUGUGUAGCAAACUUUGUCCGCUUGAUGGCGAUAGAGUUCCACAAAUUCAUCUUUAAUGGAGCGCCCAUUACUAAUUGUAAUGUAAUUGCUGAAGUGCAGCGUUGCACUCUUUUGAUUCUACAGUCUAAAAAUGAUUAUGAAAGUGACUAAGAUUUGAGUUGUACAUUUUUACGUUCAGCUAAAACAUCUUUUAAUACUUAGUUCUUCCUAACAUUUCUCGUGCUAAAAAACAUCACAAGUAUACUGCAAAUGCUGCGCAUACAGACGAUGGAUCUGUUUGCAAUAUUCCCGAUUGGUGAAAAAGGUCAUUCUAGGAUUUAGAAAUUUUUGAAUUUCCAUCUUUUCUCCCCUGAAAUGCCACGAAGAUUAAGUAGCGCGUUGUACGUGAAUAAAGGACAUUUGUCAGCCACCCUCUCUUUUCGCCUGGCGCCCC
Phycodurus eques (leafy seadragon) is the source of this 2057-nucleotide messenger RNA. RefSeq names its product mevalonate kinase (gene mvk). The transcript is spliced from 10 exons. NCBI's taxonomy places the organism in Eukaryota, Metazoa, Chordata, Actinopteri, Syngnathiformes, Syngnathidae. Gene Ontology annotation, cellular component: cytoplasm. Bases 280 to 1473 code for a protein of 397 amino acids. Gene Ontology annotation, biological process: isoprenoid biosynthetic process; cholesterol biosynthetic process. Gene Ontology annotation, molecular function: mevalonate kinase activity; ATP binding. The record is from RefSeq and is a predicted model, not a curated record.